Effrenium voratum is the source of this 1494-nucleotide messenger RNA. Lineage: Eukaryota; Dinophyceae; Suessiales; Symbiodiniaceae. The record is from the annotation of a GenBank genome assembly.
AUGGCCCUUGCUCAUGUCAAGCGGCGCCGUUUGCUGGGGAAGCAAAGCGUGCCGGACGCAGACCCCGUGCCUGGUGUGAACACAAGUGAGACACGGAAUGCCGUGAUCACUUUUGUCCGGGAUGGUUGGGUCGCGCAGCAGAUGCAGAACAGGGCUUUGGGCUGUGGCCACUGGGACCAUGUUCCGUUAUUCGGGCUUGUGGAGCAAAAUCGAGGCGAUGUUUCUGCUGCCUUGAGGGCACAUGCAACGACGCAGCAAAUCUGGGACGGCUUUCAGUCCUUUGGCCACAGCCUGAAGCAGCGGUUUGGGCUGGAGCGGCUAACGCUUGCCAUGGAGCUUCACACCCAAGUUUCCAUGGAGGCUGGCUAUCCCAGUGUGCAUUUGCACCUCAUGUUUGACUCCAGAAAAUCGGUGAGUUUGAGCCGUGAGGCCUUGCUCUUCAUGUCGUGUGUGCCCUAUAUCUCAACUGACGCGCCUCGUGCGCGUGGCAAGGCGUGUCGCCAGGCAUUUAAUCAAGGGUAUUAUUAUUUGCAGGCGCCAAAGAUCGGCAGUAUUUUCAGCUACACGACCUGCGCAGCUUUCGAGGUUUUCGCCGUGUCUUUUGAGUGGGUGACGGCUCUUUGGGCGACGAACAAGAUCACUGCUCGAUCUGCAGAGGAUCAGUUUGUGCGCGCGAAGAAGCACAUCAAAGCCUACCUGGACAACGUGAAAGCUUGGGAGAGCAGCCAGAAGCAGCAGCGCGUUGCGGAGAUGAAGGCGGCAGCUGCUACUGCGUUGCUUCCCUUGCGCAAAGAGACUGUCCGUCUGCAGCAAGUCGAUAGCGAGUUUCUCCCUCAGUUUCAGAGGCCGAUGUUUCGCCGGAAGUUUUUGGUCUUGGACGGGCCAUCGCGGCUUGGGAAAACCGUGUUUGCCAACAGCCUUGCAGGCGCGGAAAAGACCUUGGAGGCCAACUGCGCCAAUACGCACCUGAGCCCCCGGCGCCCUGACCUGCUGCAGCUGGGCGGCGAGCCGGAGGCGCCCAAGCCCUGGCGCGCCGGAGAGGCUGUGGCGCGGCUGGACCACUUCCGGCACGGCCAGGGCAGCUGCCGGCCUCACGACCGUGUCGAGCCUGGGGGCGCUGCCAACCUGGCGAACGUGCAGAGCGACCUGCCGCCCAACUGCCGGGCCCCCGGGGCGCCGCCGCCGGAGCAGCUGGGCACCUUGCUGAAGCCCAGGACGGAGUAUCCCUACUCCUCGCGUGCGCACGUGCCGGUGCCGGUUCCCUUCAUCCGCAAGGCGCGGCGCUUGCGCAUGGCCCCGGAUCCGGAGGUGCAGGAGCUGCUGGCGAGCCCUCAGACAGCCAAGCUGCUGCAGCCGGUUGCAGGGGUGGACAGAUGGCCCAAGGAGGCAGCGGUGGACCGGGGGCCAGAGGCCCGGCGAGGUGCUCGCGUCCGCGCCACCUUCCGCAGGGUGCCGCAAGCUUCCGAACUCACCCUGGGAGUCGUCCCGGGCUGA